This is a messenger RNA of Lycium barbarum (goji berry), 2275 nucleotides long. Its product is annotated as probable aldo-keto reductase 2. Gene Ontology annotation, cellular component: cytoplasm. The record is from RefSeq and is a predicted model, not a curated record. The coding region runs from base 1463 to 1960 and encodes 165 amino acids. Lineage: Eukaryota; Viridiplantae; Streptophyta; Magnoliopsida; Solanales; Solanaceae. The transcript has 4 exons.
UCUGAUUUGAUUCACUUAUAAGCCCAUCCAAACAGGCUCUAACUCUGUCUCUAACCAAAUAAGUCCAAACAAGCUGCUAGUCAAACUUUGGUCAACAUAUCCUCUGUUGAGAUUUCAGAGAAAUUUGCCAGAAAAAAUGGCAACACCGGCAAGUGAGAUUCCCAAGGUAAAGCUCGGCUCACAAGGAUUAGAAGUUUCUAGAAUCGGGCUGGGCUGUAGGAGCAUGUCUCCCAAUCACGGCCCGCCCAAGCCCAAGCCCGAACCCGAAAUGAUCAACCUAAUCCAACACGCAAUUAAUAACGGUGUCACUUUCCUUGAUACCUCCGAUCAAUAGGAACCCCACGCUAAUGAAAUUCUCGUUGGCAAGGCAAUCAACGGGAUGAGAGAAAAAGUACAAAUAGCUUCCAAGUUUGGUAUAAGUUUCAAUGACAGGAAAAUGGAAAUUUGUGGUGAACCAGAGCAUGUAAGCUAUGUUGCACGGACUCUUCAAAAAUAUCGUCGGGUGCGUGUCGGAUACUCCAAAAGUAGUGCAUUUUUGGAGAAUCCGACACGGGUGCGGCAACAAAAGUGAAGAGUCCGCGCAACUUAGCAUGUAAGAGCUUGUUGUGAAGCUAGCUUGAAGCGACUAGACAUCGACUGCAUUGAUCUUUAUUAUGUUCAUCGGAUUGAUACCCGAGUGCCUAUUGAAAUCACGGUUUGACACCUUACUUCCAUUCUUUUACUAUAUUUGAAGAUUUCUGGCAAAUAGUGUAUGAUUUGUGUAAAGAGAUAAUAGUAAUCUGGUGAUCACUUGGAUAAAAGUUUCAAGUCUCUUUAAGAAAAUAAAGUGAUUGAAUCAACUGUGUGGGAAAUGGUCCUGAGCUAUUUUAUUUUCACGCGCUUUUGAUAUUUCCAUACUGAUAUUUUCACGAAGAUCUUCUGAUGUAUUGUUUAGGUUGUCAAUCAACAAGAUAUAGUCAGAGUUGGACUUACGCUCUACUGACAGUACAAAAAAUGUGGAAUUGAAUCUUAUGCUAGAAUUGUUAUGUGUUGUUCUCAAAUUUUAAGAGGAUAGGCAAGUACCUUGACAAUUUUGUGAUAAUAAAUUUUACUUGAAGACGAAAUUAAUCAUCUUAUAUUAUAAACUGGUGUAAAACAUGGGGAGGCAAAGCAGGGGUGGAGCAAAGAGUUUCGUCAAUAUAAAGAUGAUACUCUUGUCAAAAUGUCAAAUAGAAGAAUCAACAUUUCGAUAAUGGAGUAUCUCGAGGCUUUGUAUGACAUAAAACGGUAGAAUCGAGCAUUUUGUUUAUUGUGCUUAUCAUUUCUUGCUAUUUUUUGUUGUGAUAUUGUGUGGCAUAGUGUGUAGAUUGGAGAACUGAAGAAACUGGUUGAAGAGGGUAAAAUCAAAUACAUAGGUUUAUCUGAGGCUUGUGCAUCAACAAUCAGAAGGGCCCAUGCUGUUCAUCCAAUAACAGCUGUUCAGAUGGAAUGGUCUUUGUGGACAAGAGAUCUGGAGGGAGAAAUAGUUCCUACUUGCAGAGAAUUAGGAAUCGGAAUUGUCCCAUAUAGUCCUCUUGGACGAGGUUUCUUCUCAGCAGGUCCAGAGUUGAUAGAGAGCUUGGCCGAGGGUGACUUCCGCAAGCAUAUACCGAGGUUCAAGCCUGAAAAUUUUGAGCACAACAAGCAAAUAUUUGAGCAACUCAAGAAAAUAGCAUCAAGAAAAGGAUGCACCACAUCACAACUUGCAUUGGCUUGGGUUCUUCACAAAGGAGAUGACAUAUGCCCCAUACCCGGUACCACCAAGAUUGACAACCUCAAUGAAAAUAUCAAAGCCGUAUCUGUAAAACUCACAGCAGAUGAGAUGGCAGAGUUGGAGUCCUGUGCUGCUAAAGAUAUGGUCAAAGGCGAAAGGCAUGCAUUCAUGUGGGCUACUUGGAUAAAUUCAGAGACUCCACCAUUAUCUUCCUGGAAAGCUGAAUAAAGGAUACAAUCUUGUCUUGCUUUGGAAGAAGCCCCGUUAAAGCCUAAGUCUAAUGCGAAGUAAAGGCUGAACCCGGGCCAAUGACAGUUCAACUGCUCUUUCUAGCAGGUGCAAUGGCACACAAGGAUUUCCAAAUCUACAAUGUUCUGGAUAAAUGUAUACACACACACUGUACGCAAUGUAUUUUGCUAGACAGCCAUUAAUUUACACAGUACUUGUGACUCCAUUGGAAUGGAGGCUUGUUUCUUCUGUUUUUUUCUCCCAUGGUACUCAAAUUCUGUUCGUGAGAGCAUUUUUGGUUCGGCUACUUUUCUA